Numida meleagris (helmeted guineafowl) is the source of this 2505-nucleotide messenger RNA. Its product is annotated as E3 ubiquitin-protein ligase Topors-like. The coding region runs from base 1407 to 2396 and encodes 329 amino acids. Lineage: Eukaryota; Metazoa; Chordata; Aves; Galliformes; Numididae. Gene Ontology annotation, biological process: protein polyubiquitination; protein monoubiquitination. Gene Ontology annotation, molecular function: metal ion binding; ubiquitin protein ligase activity. The record is from RefSeq and is a predicted model, not a curated record. The transcript has 2 exons.
GUCAGCUCCAGGUGUGUCAGUGGCAGUUCAGUACAAUGACACCAGCAGACUCUGCUUUUGCAGGAAGAGUUUGUCAUUCAGUCCUGAGCAGGAGAACAAUUCCCCAAAUCCCUGUCUAGCCACACUGCUUACCAACGUAUUGUGUGAGUUACAGUGGAAAAUGCAGAUAUUGUUCCCUCCUUUUGUGCCUUUGCGCAUGAAUGGAGACGAAGAGGAAUUUGUUCAUACCACACUAGCCAAGGGAACCAUAGACAGGCAGGGGGAAGUAAACUGCACCUUUAUUAUGUUUUCUCUGGACCAAGACAGGAGAAUGGAAUGGUACUGUGACUGAGACACAUUUCUUUGCCAGCGUGUCUCCUGGGAUGGUACAAUGGCAUAUCGUUCCACAUGCAGCACUCAGCCUACAGACGGGGAAGCUAGCCUUUGGCAGGGAUGGUCAUUAAGUAAGACAAUCUCAGAAUCAAUCACAGAAUGGUGUGGCUGGAAAGGACCUUUAAAGACCAUCUAGUUCCAACCCCUCUACCUCCCUUGAGAGAUAUGAGAAGAGUGAUUACCAGUGAAAACAGGGAAUGAGGGAAGAAUUGACCAAACAUUCCCUAAGCAAGAAGACGAAAACUUGGAUAAUGGGGAACACAAUUUCUGCAUAACGGGUUAGUGAAAAAUUUACAGUUUGCUGAUACAGAAUCAGAGGAAAUGUAACCUCAAGACCCAUUAGAGGUAAUUUAAUCAGGGAAAAAUUAAGACCUGUGCACCAAUGUCAAAUGAAUAGCAGGAAGAAAAGGUAGAGCAAAUUAAGAAAAGAAAAGGACGCAAUAUCUGAAACACAUGUUAAUAUGAAGCUGAGGACCUUACAGACAUGUUUAAAAAAGAAAAAAAAGGGGGUGGGGAAUGGGAAGAAAUGCUGAUUUCGAAAUGACAAACGGAGGUGCGUGGAGGCAUGACAGGCCUCUGUGAAGACAGAGGUCAGUCCUCGAAGCCCCCGAGAAACAACUGUACCAAGGGGAAGGCGAAAGGGGAUGUGCUGCUGGGAUGGUGAGUGCUCUGAGGGUACAAGAACUGCGGUGACAUCACUGAGCAACAGGCUGUGAUGCCACUGAGCUUUGGGCGCUGGCAGGGCCUGGCCCAGUCACUCUCGUGCCUGGACUCCUGCCGAGCGGGUGUGCGAGGCUUGGAGGUGCAACGAGGAUUUGACUUGUGUGUUGGGCUGUGCUUUGGGUACUGCGGGCAGCUGCUCUCAGUGCCCAUCUCUACAGCCAUCACCUGAAAUCCCCUGGCCUGCCUGGCUCAGGCAGCUGGGGCCCCACGGAGUGCACGUGCAGCAGCACAGUGCAUAACUUUCACCAGUGAGGCGCUGGUGAGGGAGAGCGACUCAUCUUCACUCCCCAUCAGGCCUCAACGUGAAGACCAUGGCAGCAGAGGAGGCGUGGACAUGUCCCAUCUGCCGUGACGUGCAAAAGGACAUUGCCUACGCAGUACCGUGCCGUCACGAGUUCUGCCUCGGCUGCAUCCUGCGGUGGGCCAAGCAGACAGAGACCUGCCCGCUCUGCAGGAGGACAAUGGCAGUCAUUAAGGUUGCUGCGUGGGACGACGACAGCGACCUGGACUUCAUCAUCCGUCCCCCAGCACCACCAGUACCUGCCUGCUUCCAGGCAGGCAUCGCUUCCAUCCACAGCCCCCACCGCCACGCACCGUCCCCUCCACCCUUUCUGCUGCUAACAGAGGAGGAGGAGGAGGCUGUGGAGGCAGAACAGGGGCGUACGGUGGGCGGUCUCCUGCUGGAGGUCUGGGCAGCCCUGUUCAGGCAGCACCGGGAGAUCCUUGACCCUGUGCUGCCAUGGCUGCGCCAGGAGCUGCGAGUCAUCUUUGGGACUCAGUGGUGGGAGGCAAUGGCUGCCGAGAACCUCAUCCUGAAUGCCCUGUGUGACAUCGGGCUGGACAGCGAGGCCCUGAUCCAGCUGCUGCGGCCUGCCCUCGGGCACAGAGCGGAGAUGCUCAUCCAGGGACUUGUGGACACCAUCGUGAGCCGGUGGGGCGAGGAGGCCCACGGGCAGCUGGGCCUCCAGGGCGUCCACGUGUCCGGAGGGCAGGAGGAGGGUCCUGCAGCCAGGGGGCAGGAGGACAGCUCCGUAACCACCCCUGGCCCCACAGCCUCCCCACAAGGGACCCUCGCAUCAACGCCCGGACCCAACGGCAGCGCCGCAAGUCCCAACAGGGAGGAGCAGCCCAGCACACCAGAGGCUGUCCUUCCUGAGGAUCCCAGUCACCCCCAUUCAAACCACAUCCUGAGGGAACAUGAGGAGCCCCACGAGGAGACAGAGCAGGCGGCAGCAGCAGGUCCCUCUGCCCAGGGCAGCAGCCCCUCCGCCCUGGCCUGUGAGGGCCCGGCGGCCCCGUAAGAGGAGGGCUGGCACUGACCUGGACCCACAGCAGCCCUGCAAGAAGCCGCCCCCUCGGAAGCACUAGCAGGGAUUACACUUCCUUUUAAUUAAAAUGUUAGUAUUAAUA